AUGGGCGCUGUUGACUGGUUUCGCGGGAGCUCGGACAGGGUGGACAACGAUAUACAGAACGAAAAUGGACGUAAGAGAUCCCCAAGCCGCUUUAGUCGCCUUCGACUGCACGGCUCGGCCAUGUUGAACGCCAAGGGUCUGGUGCAACGCACAGUGGUGACCAAACUGUACCCGAUCGUGCAGUUCCGCCUUUCGCCGCUUCCUUUCAAGCGUGACAGCGAGUCGCUCACGGCUGAGCAUGCCAAGGACUGCGUCGAGCCGGAGAUCGAGUUGCCUACUGGGCUGGAAGCCAAAUGGCUCACCACGGAGGCCUCCGAGCGCUUCGCCGACCAGGUCAAGUGUAUGGCUGCAGAUGUGAGUAGCACGUUCCAGUUGACCAGCGAAGGCUGCGGUGGAGCGUACUUUUUGACGACGGAAUCGACUAUUUCUCCUAGUAAGAAGAUGAACCCCAUGGGUAUCUUUAAGCCGAGAGACGAAGAGUACAUGGCACCUAAGAACCCACGAGGGUAUGUGAAGGAAAACGCCGUGGUGGGCGUGACCGAGCACCCCGUCAACAAGGGCUUCCGUGUUGGCAACGGCGCGCUCCGUGAACGUGCCGCCUAUUUGCUGGACAACGCCUAUGGCAACUUUAGUGAUGUGCCUGAGACGAAUUUGAUGGUUUUGAAUGUAAAUGGAGAGGACAAGGAAGGCUCAAUGCAACGCUUUGUGGCCUCACAGUGCUCAGCUGAGGACAUGGGUACACUGAAGUUCGCGAUCCCUGAGGUGCACAAGAUCGGUAUUCUGGACGUGCGUCUAUUCAACACGGACCGUCACGCCGGCAACAUCUUGCUGAGUGCGCGGCCGAAUGACCAGACGUUUGCUAUGACCCCGAUCGACCACGGCUUCUGUCUGCCGUCCUACAAGCACCUGGAUGGCGCGACGUUCGACUGGCUGCAGUGGCCGCAGGCCGAGUUCCCGUUCACGUGUGCUGAGCUCGACCACAUCGCGUCGUUGGAUGAGGCGCGCGAUGCGGCUGUGCUGCGUGCUGUUGGGAUUGAAGAGGAGUGUGUGACGACGAUGCGUGUGUGUACAGCGAUGUUGAAGCGUGGAGCGGAGGCUGGAUUCUCACUGUUUGAGAUCGGCAGUCUGCUGCAGCGCGACGGUGACUUCACGUCCCCCUCGCAGCUGGAAUUGGUUGUCGCCAAGGCAGUGGAGAUCGUGGAAGGAACGGGCUUGUCGGAGGAUAAGGACGGUGUUGCCUUCUUUGAUGCCAUCGUGGCCGAGUCCACUGGUCAGGCUGAGAGUAUGUUGGAGGGGCAGACCAAGAAGAAAGUGCGAAGCAUCAGCUGCUUCAGUUAA
Molecule: messenger RNA, 1338 nt
Organism: Phytophthora infestans T30-4
Lineage: Eukaryota; Oomycota; Peronosporomycetes; Peronosporales; Peronosporaceae
Product: phosphatidylinositol kinase
Exons: 1
Coding region: 1-1338 (445 amino acids)
Source: RefSeq, a predicted model, not a curated record